Suillus plorans is the source of this 606-nucleotide messenger RNA. RefSeq lists its product as uncharacterized. The coding region runs from base 1 to 606 and encodes 201 amino acids. NCBI's taxonomy places the organism in Eukaryota, Fungi, Basidiomycota, Agaricomycetes, Boletales, Suillaceae. The record is from RefSeq and is a predicted model, not a curated record. The transcript is spliced from 5 exons.
AUGUCGAGAAUGACCGACGAAUUCUUCCAUCGUCAAUUGGGAAAUAUCAAUAGUUUCGUCCGGGUAUUGCAUAGUGAGCGAAUGAGUUCUGACGUAUUCAGCUCUGGCGCUUCCAUGGGUACGAUGCCAAAACAAACCGUUACUCAAGCGGAUUAUUAUUGGGCACAGUCUAAUUCCGCGGCCACCGCGGCCACCACCCUCAGCGCUACCAAUAGAUGGCAGAUCAUGCCGCUUGUAAGGAGGGCAGCGCAAGGCAUGUUAGCUGCUAUGAAAAAUAUCUGGGCAGCAGCUGCAAGCUUGGUAGCGAUGUUUAGAGUGGCCGCGGCCACCACCCUCAGCGCUACCAAUAGAUGGCAGAUCAUGCCGCUUGUAAGGAGGGCAGCGCAAGGCAUGUUAGCUGCUAUGAUAAAUAUCUGGGCAGCAGCUGCAAGCUUGGUAACGAUGUUUAGAGUGGCCGCGGCCGCCACCCUCAGCGCUACCAAUAGAUGGCAGAUCAUGCCGCUUGUAAGGAGGGCAGCGCAAGGCAUGUUAGCUGCUGUGAGAAAUAUCUGGGCAGCAGCUGCAAACUUGGUAGCGAUGUUUAGAAGGGAUUGGAUGGAUACAUGA